GCGUCGCUGCGGGCGGAAGUGGCGCCGCUGGUUUGAAAUCCGCCGAGCCGGGUGUCUCCCCGGGGCCGGAGCGGCCGCCCAGUGCCAUGUCCACCCCUCCGCUGGCGCCCGGGGGCAUGGCGUCCGGGCCCUUCGGCGGCCCGCAGGCGCAGCAGGCGGCGCGGGAGGUCAACACGGCCACGCUGUGCCGCAUCGGGCAGGAGACGGUGCAGGACAUCGUGUACCGCACCAUGGAGAUCUUCCAGCUGCUCAGGAACAUGCAGCUGCCAAAUGGUGUCACCUACCAUACUGGAACUUACCAAGACCGGUUAACAAAGCUACAGGACCAUCUUCGCCAACUUUCUAUUCUCUUCAGGAAGCUGAGGUUGGUCUAUGACAAGUGUAAUGAGAACUGUGGCGGAAUGGACCCCAUUCCCGUUGAGCAACUUAUUCCGUACGUGGAUGAAGAUGGUUCUAAGAACGACGACCGGGCUGGCCCACCUCGUUUUGCUAGUGAAGAGAGACGAGAAAUUGCAGAAGUAAACAAAAAACUCAAACAGAAGAAUCAACAGCUGAAGCAGAUUAUGGAUCAAUUACGGAAUCUCAUCUGGGACAUAAAUGCCAUGUUGGCAAUGAGGAACUAAACUGACAUUGAAAUCUUGCUCUACUCGUGUGAUACAAUUGGAUUUCUUUCCCCUGCAAGUAUUCUUCCUUUGAGAAGGAUUAUUUAUCUUUUUAUUUUAAUGGCUAGCACUAACAUUCCUGUUUUCACUGUAAAGCAGUCACUGGCUCUUUUUUUUGUGUGUGUGUGCUCUUGUUCUGUAAAGAUUAUAAUAGCCUUUGAUAGGGUUUGAGUUUUGGUUAAUCUUCACAAAUUGAGUAAUUGCUUUUUAAAAGCAAAAUGAGGUUUAAUAAAUAAUUUUUUAAACAUA
Mesocricetus auratus (golden hamster) is the source of this 911-nucleotide messenger RNA. It is a transcript of the gene Med30, whose product is annotated as mediator complex subunit 30. The transcript is spliced from 4 exons. The coding region runs from base 87 to 623 and encodes 178 amino acids. Lineage: Eukaryota; Metazoa; Chordata; Mammalia; Rodentia; Cricetidae. Gene Ontology annotation, biological process: positive regulation of DNA-templated transcription. Gene Ontology annotation, molecular function: transcription coregulator activity. Gene Ontology annotation, cellular component: mediator complex. The record is from RefSeq and is a predicted model, not a curated record.